Messenger RNA from Salvia miltiorrhiza (redroot sage), 966 nucleotides. Its product is annotated as AP-1 complex subunit sigma-1. The record is from RefSeq and is a predicted model, not a curated record. Bases 250 to 735 code for a protein of 161 amino acids. Gene Ontology annotation, biological process: vesicle-mediated transport; intracellular protein transport. Gene Ontology annotation, cellular component: AP-1 adaptor complex; intracellular membrane-bounded organelle; membrane coat. The transcript has 8 exons. Lineage: Eukaryota; Viridiplantae; Streptophyta; Magnoliopsida; Lamiales; Lamiaceae. Gene Ontology annotation, molecular function: clathrin-cargo adaptor activity.
GAAUAAAUUAUAAAAUUAAUCGAUUGAACUUUUUUGAAGUUGGACCCAGAUAAAAUUUAUUGGGCCAAAACUAGAUUUCCAAUAGAGAUGAAGGACUAACUUGUAAUUCUUUUUCGAUCAACAAAUUGCGAAUAGAAAUUUAUAAAAUCAUAAAGACAGACAAAAUAUGUAAAAAGAAGACGGUUGGGAACAGCUGAGGCAUUUGGAUCAGACCUCCGACUGAAACUCCGACGACCUGCCGCCGCCGCCAUGAUCCACUUUGUUCUUCUUAUUAGCAGACAAGGGAAAGUAAGGUUGACAAAAUGGUACUCACCAUAUACUCAAAAGGAAAGGACAAAGGUUAUCCGGGAGCUUAGUGGUAUGAUUCUCACUCGAGCCCCUAAGUUGUGUAACUUUGUGGAAUGGAGGGGAUACAAAGUUGUUUACAAAAGGUAUGCUAGCCUUUAUUUCUGCAUGUGCAUUGACCAGGAUGAUAAUGAAUUGGAGGUCCUUGAAAUUAUCCAUCAUUAUGUUGAGAUACUAGAUCGCUACUUUGGAAGUGUCUGCGAGUUGGACUUAAUCUUCAAUUUCCAUAAGGCUUAUUAUAUAUUAGAUGAAAUCCUGAUUGCUGGUGAACUUCAAGAGUCGAGUAAGAAGACAGUUGCACGCCUAAUAGCUGCACAAGAUUCUCUGGUGGAGGCAGCCAAGGAGCAAGCUAGUUCCAUAAGCAAUAUGAUUGCUCAAGCAACAAAAUGAGGAUGUAGUGGUAUAUAAAUGGACCUAGACUUGUUUGAAGAUAUCAGGUUUUAGAAAUUGAUGGUGCAAUGUAUUUCAACUAUUUGGAGCUUGAACUUCUGUGUAACGUUAGCUGCGUAUCGAAAACAUUAGAUUUUGAUUGUCUUUGGUGACCGAUUUGUAUCAACGUGUUGGGCCAUUUUAUGGUUAGCCAUUUAUAUUGCAAUGAUAUUUUUUGAGUGUUUUUUCUUA